Molecule: messenger RNA, 831 nt
Organism: Penicillium brasilianum
Lineage: Eukaryota; Fungi; Ascomycota; Eurotiomycetes; Eurotiales; Aspergillaceae
Source: the annotation of a GenBank genome assembly
AUGGUGCUUCAAUUACACAGGAGCCUACUACGGCAACCUCGCGCUGGCUCUUUGUGGGAUGCAUGCCGCGCUUUCAGUUCCUCCACGUCCUUCCUAUCCGGGCACAGCAAGUGGUCCACCAUCAAACAUGACAAGGCUAAAAACGACAAGGCGAAGAGCAAAGAGCGGCAGAUGAUGAGCAAGGAAAUCGUCAGCGCUACACAACUAUGGGGCGCCGAUCCAAAGUACAAUCCUCGUUUGACCCUCGCGCUCUCCAACGCGAAGAGAGCCUCCAUUCCCAAAAACAUCAUCGAAGCCGCCAUCGCACGUGGUCAGGGACUCAGCUUGACAGGUCAAGCACUCGAGUCAGUGACAAUUGAAGCCAUGCUCCCUGGUGGAGUGGCUGCGGUGGUCGAGUGCCAGACAGAUCAGAAGGCUCGAGUCCUACAAGACAUUCGAUACUUGAUUAAGAACGGUGGAGGAACAGUCACCCCCACAACUUUUCUCUUUGAAAAGAAAGGUCGGGUCGUCCUGGAGAAGAAAGACGACAGCAAUGCGGACGAUUUUCUGGAUCCAGCUAUCGAAGCCGGCGCGAUGGAUAUCAACACCGACGAUAAAGGUCGCUUGGUGCUGUUGACCGACCCCUCCGAAACGAAAAGCGUUGGUGAGGCCUUUGUCAAAUUGUCUGGUUUGACGAUUGCAGAACUGGAGAUGUUCUGGGAUCCCAACCAGGAAACUCUCGUCGAGCUACAGGAUGAAGAGCAGGUGAAAGCUCUCGAGGAUCUUCUCGGUUCCUUGCGGGACGACCCCAGUGUUCAGGAUAUUUACCUGAAUACUACGGAGAAGUUCUAG